AUGCUUAAUCCUGGAGAAUUGUCGGGAGUGUCGAGUGGAAGCUCAUCAGAGUUUCAUGUCUCAACUCCUGAAGCAUUCAAUUUUUCAAAUCCAGCUUCUUGGUCUCAGUGGAGAAAGCGGUUUGAAAGAUAUGCAAAAGUAAGUGGUUUGUCAACAAAGUCUGAUUCAGAGAAGAUAGAUGCUCUUCUGUACAUAAUGGGCGAGAAGAGUGAAGAAAUCCUCUUACAAAUGCAGAAGCUCCCUACAGUAUAUGAUGACAUGAUACAAGCUCUGGAAAGCCAUUUCAUACCACGAAGAAACAUCAUAUUCGAAAGAUUUCAAUUUAACUCUAGGGUCCAAUUACCAGGGGAAAACAUUGGUAGUUUUAUAGCAGCAGUGCAUACUCUGGCAGCUAAUUGUAACUUCGGUGUACUUAAAGAAGAGUUUAUAAGAGAUAGGAUUGUCGUUAACAUGCUUGACAAGAAGAUUAGUGAAAAAAUGCAAUUCGAGGCCAAACUUAUAUUAUCAGAUGCAAUAUUAUAUGCACGCCAAGCUGAACUGCAGUCCCAGCAAAACAGUGUACUACAACAACAACAGUCAUCACUUAAUGUUAUAGCUAAACAAGAAAACACUCCAAAAAGCUUCAAUACGAGUAAACGUCCCCAGCAUCCAGAGGUAAAGUGUAAAUACUGUGGUUUGGCACAGUAUAAACAAGAAAUCUGUCCUGCUCGAAGAUCUACAUGUAGAGGGUGUGGAAGAUUUGGUCACUGGGAUAGAGUAUGA
Molecule: messenger RNA, 762 nt
Organism: Diabrotica virgifera virgifera (western corn rootworm)
Lineage: Eukaryota; Metazoa; Arthropoda; Insecta; Coleoptera; Chrysomelidae
Exons: 1
Coding region: 1-762 (253 amino acids)
Source: RefSeq, a predicted model, not a curated record